This is a messenger RNA of Nannizzia gypsea CBS 118893, 654 nucleotides long. RefSeq lists its product as hypothetical. Lineage: Eukaryota; Fungi; Ascomycota; Eurotiomycetes; Onygenales; Arthrodermataceae. The transcript is spliced from 3 exons. Bases 1 to 654 code for a protein of 217 amino acids. The record is from RefSeq and is a predicted model, not a curated record.
AUGGGGACCGGGCGAGUGGGCGGCCGUCCCCCUGGCCUCUGCAAGACACGAUCAGACGAAACGAGAGGCGGUAACGUCGCGUAUCUGCGUAUCUCUGCUAUCUCUGCUAUCUGGACGGCGUGUCUACCGCGCAGAGACUUGCUCGGACGGUAUCUUGAGGUCACUGUCUCGCUCCUGGCGCGAGUCCUUGUCGAGGCCGUAGACUUAGCGGACGGAGCAGAGGAAGAACCGCAGAAGAGCCGGAGAAAAAAAGUCGGAUGCAAGUCAGGUGAGGCCGUCAUGCAACCGCGCGGCCCGAGUGUUUACAAACAAAUAUCCCUAGAUUCUCACCACCCAGCAGAAGCAGGACGGCGGCGGACAAGAGACGCUGCUGAGAGACGCUCGUCGAGCCCGUUUACGGCCAGCAGACGCUCGCAAACCUGGCGAUGGCAAGCAGUUUCAGGCUUUCGUCCCGCGAAACGUCGUACCGCUUCCACGUCGGCCAUCCCAGCGAUCCCGUCAAGCAACUCGAGGCCAUUGGGCCGCCGAGGCCGCCAGGUCGAACUCGCUGGCUGCACCAAGAUACUAGAUGCCUGCAACGACAUGCAGAGACUGCGUCGAGCUGCACAUCUCGCUCUGUCCUGCGGUUGGGCCUGGCGAGAAGUGCUGCUCUGA